Aphanomyces invadans is the source of this 561-nucleotide messenger RNA. RefSeq names its product peptidyl-prolyl cis-trans isomerase 3. Gene Ontology annotation, biological process: protein folding; protein peptidyl-prolyl isomerization. The coding region runs from base 1 to 561 and encodes 186 amino acids. Gene Ontology annotation, molecular function: peptidyl-prolyl cis-trans isomerase activity. The record is from RefSeq and is a predicted model, not a curated record. Lineage: Eukaryota; Oomycota; Saprolegniomycetes; Saprolegniales; Verrucalvaceae. The transcript has 4 exons.
AUGCAAUCCGCCGCUCGUCUGUUCCGCAGCUUCAGCACUGCCUCCAACCCCAAGGUCUUCUUUGACAUUAGCAUCGGCGGCAAGUCGUCCGGCCGCCUGGUGAUCGAGCUCCGUGCCGACAAGGUGCCCAAGACCGCGGAAAACUUUCGUCAAUUGUGCACUGGUGAAGCUGGCAUUGGCAAGUCUGGCAAGCCUUUGCACUACAAGGGGUCCAAGUUCCACCGCAUCAUUCCCAACUUCAUGGCGCAAGGAGGUGACUUCACGGCCGGUAACGGCACGGGGGGUGAAAGCAUCUACGGUGAAAAGUUCAAGGAUGAAGCGUUCGUGUUGAAGCACCAAGGCCGAGGCGUGUUGUCCAUGGCUAACGCUGGCCCCAACACCAAUGGUUCCCAGUUCUUCUUGACGACUGUGGACUGCCCUUGGUUGGACAAAGCCCAUGUCGUGUUUGGCAAGGUUGUGGAAGGCUUGGAAGUGCUCGAAGUGAUGGAAGAGCAAGGCUGCAGCUCGGGUGCCACCCGUGUGCCUGUUGUCAUCGAAGACUGUGGUGAAUUGACCAACUAG